This is a messenger RNA of Neltuma alba, 3387 nucleotides long. Its product is annotated as ATP-dependent DNA helicase Q-like 5. Gene Ontology annotation, molecular function: four-way junction helicase activity; 3'-5' DNA helicase activity; ATP binding. Gene Ontology annotation, cellular component: cytoplasm; chromosome; nucleus. The transcript has 19 exons. Lineage: Eukaryota; Viridiplantae; Streptophyta; Magnoliopsida; Fabales; Fabaceae. The record is from RefSeq and is a predicted model, not a curated record. Bases 1 to 2949 code for a protein of 982 amino acids. Gene Ontology annotation, biological process: double-strand break repair via homologous recombination.
AUGCGAGAUAAAGAGGAACACCCGCGUCAUUUGGGUAUUGCGAUUUCCAAUAAUCGGCUCCGUUCCGACGAAACAAUGGAUUCCGCUUCAGACUCAGAUGGUUCUCAUGUCUCUGCUACGCCCCCCAGGGAAGAGCCUUCACCAUCCUUGCCGGUACUACCACCACCGCGGCGGCCAAAACCUGUUCUCGUUUCCAACAAAUCGAAAUCGUCUUCCUCGUCCAGCAAGAAAUCUUCUAAAUCCAAAUUGGGCUCUUCAAAACCCACAAAACCGUCCAGUAAACAGGAAUCCACUCAAGAAGAAUUGCCCUGUAACUCCUUUUGCCUCCCUACUCUGCCCUUCCAAAUUCGUCGACCUUCUGACUGCGUCACCCAAUUGUCAACUGCGCAGUCAUUUGAAACUCUCCCAGCUGGGUACUUCUCCAAAUCCGCGUCUUUCUCCAAAAUUCGAAGGCCCUUCCUCAGUUUUACAGAUUCAUCUGGAAAUGGACCUUCCCUUGAUUUUGCAUCUCAUCCAGGCCUCAAGAACGAGAGUAAUGAGAGUUUUUGUCAGCAGGGUCAUUCUAUUCCAGUAGAGGUAGAGCGCGAACGUCUAAGGACAAGAAGUGUGACAAAAUUAGGUAAGAGACAUCCUAAUCUGAUAGGAGCUAAUGUCCAGGCACCAUCGGUGAAGGUGCGAAAAUGUGGUGGUGAGGGAAAUUUUGUGAGGUUGAACCUGAAUAGCAAGAGGUGGAAGUUGCGGAACCAUGGGAAAAAGAAAAAUUUUGCAUAUAGCAAGCGUAGAAGUUACCCGAGAAAAAAAGUUAAAUCGAAGCAUGAAGAUCAGGAUCAGAUGCAGUCGGUCUUCGAGUCUGAGGAGGAUGCAUUUGUUGUGCAGACCGCACAAAAGAAGUCCAGGGAUUCUCGUGGAACCAAAGAACUUGAUUGCAAAGUGAUUGAAGAGGUUGUUUCAGCAGUUCGAGAUGACCCAUCUGAUGAGAAUCUGGUGAAGUUGCUUCAGUUAGUUUAUGGCUAUGAUUCUUUUCGGGAUGGUCAGCUGGAAGCAAUCAAGAUGGUACUUGCUGGAAAGUCGACUAUGCUUAUUUUGCCCACUGGUGCAGGAAAAUCCCUGUGUUAUCAGUUACCUGCAAUGAUUUUACCUGGAAUUACCCUGGUCGUCAGUCCACUGGUAGCCUUGAUGAUUGAUCAACGAAGAAAAUUGCCUCCUGUGAUUAAUGGAGGACUUCUAUGCAGCAGUCAGACACCUGAGGAAGCCGCUGAAACACUGAAGCAUCUUCAAGAAGGUGCGUUAAAGGUACUUUUUGUUUCACCAGAGAGGUUACUGAAUGAAGAAUUUUUGUCAGUAAUUUCUACAGCUUCAACUGUAUCCCUUGUUGUGGUUGAUGAAGCCCAUUGUGUAUCUGAAUGGUCACACAAUUUUCGCCCUUCAUUCAUGAGGCUUAGGGCAUCUUUUCUCCACAACAAACUAAAUGCAGGUUCUUUUCUGGCAAUGACAGCGACUGCUACAACCUUAACUUUAAAUUCCGUCAUGUCUGCUUUAGAUAUUCCUUGCUCAAAUCUUAUUCAGAAGACACAGUUAAUGGACAAUUUGCAGCUAUCAGUCUCUUUAGCAAGAAAUAGAAUGAAAGAUUUAUUGAUGCUCGUCAAGUCUCCUCCAUAUGUGGAAGUUAAAAGCAUCAUCAUAUACUGCAAAUUUCAGUCUGAAGCUGAUAUAAUUAGCAAAUACUUGAGUGACAACAGUAUCUCUGCAAAGAGUUAUCAUAGUGGUAUCCCUGCAAAGGAGCGUAGCCAUGUACAGGAUUUGUUUGGUUCCAACAAGAUUAGAGUGGUUGUUGCAACAGUUGCAUUUGGCAUGGGAUUAGACAAAAGGGACGUUGGAGCUGUAAUUCAUUACAGUCUGCCAGAAAGUCCUGAGCAUUAUGUUCAGGAGAUUGGACGUGCUGGAAGGGAUGGGAGGUUGUCCUUUUGCCACCUAUUUUUUGAUGAUGAGACAUAUCUCAAACUCCUUAGUCUAAUGUACAGUGAUGGAGUAGAUGAAUAUGCAGUGAACAAGUUUCUCUGCGAAGUAUUUCCUGCACAGAGGAUUUCCGAUGGCCAAAUAUAUUCCUUGAUCAAAGAAUCUGCUUCACGGAGGUUUGACGUGAAGGAAGAGGUGAUGCUGACGCUCUUGACUCGCUUGGAGCUGGGUGAUGUGCAGUACUUACGUUUACUUCCACAGAUAAAUACCACUUGCACUUUGAGUUUUCACGAGACUCCCCCUCCAUUACUUGCCCAAAAGCACUCUGUUGUUGCUGCAAUACUGGAAAGGUCUGAGAAUAAGCAAGGGCUAUAUGUCUUUGACAUGCCCUCUGUAGCAAAUGACAUGGGAGUUACAGUUGCUGAAAUAUCCAAUCAAUUGCACAAUCUAAAGUUGCUUGGAGAAAUAACCUUUGAGAUGAAGGACUUGGCCUAUUGCUAUGUGAUUGUGAAAGUACCAACAGAUUUUUUUGCGUUGUCAGCAAAUCUUACACAAUGGUUACACGAGUUUGAAAGAUCAAAGGUACGGAAACUGGAUGCAAUGUAUGAUGCGGCAUAUCACGCUGUAAAUAUUUGUGACAAGACGCUAGGCUGCAGUGGUUCCGAUCACACAUCAUGCUUGCAAAGGAAGAUAUUAGAUUACUUUGCUGGGGUCGAUAAUAAUUCCUUCUCCAAGAAGUUCGAUCAAAGCAGUCCUUUUUUGCGGGCAGAUAUAAAGGUCUUUCUGCAGAGCAAUUCACAGGCCAAAUUCACACCAAGAGCCAUUGCAAGGAUAAUGCACGGCAUUGCAAGCCCAGCCUAUCCUUCGGCUGCUUGGUCUAAAACUCAUUUCUGGGGAAGGUAUAGGCAUGCAGACUUUCAGGCGGUGAUGGAAGCAGCAAAGGAAGAACUUAAGAAUUUUGUUGGAAAAGACAGCUCUAGCCAUUCAAGAUAAGGCUUACCAUCUGAUUGGCAAAUUGAAUUCGGAUUCCAUGCUAUUAAUUUUCAUGCAUGACUUGAACCAAUGAAAUGAGAAAAGCCAAACGUUUAUGAUCUAUCUAAGCGAUAGAUUUGAGUUCUGGCAUGAAUUAGGUGGCUAAGCCAUAUAGGCUGAAACAAAAACAGCUUUGUUGUUGGCUAGGGACAUGUUUGUGUCCAUUUUGGGAGGUCCAAAGCCGAUGUUUACCCAAAUCCCACAGCAAACGCUAAAUUGUUAGCCUCAUGCUUUGCAUGUAAAAUGAUGUAAACCAUAUUGUAUAUGAUUUAUGAAUAGAAAAGCAGUUUUGGAUAAAUGUUAAAUCAUAUAUAAUUAUAUAUAGAAAUAUAGAUUUGUAUGUUCUAGUUGUCCCUGUGGAAUGGUGAUCAUAUAGUGGUUCAAAUACGGAAUGGAUCA